UUGCUUCAUCGCGGAGGAAGAAGAGGGAAGAGGCCGAGUGAGAGAGAAGAGGGAGGGGCUUAGCUUAGCCCCAGCCAGCCCUGAUUCCAACCUGCAAGCCCAUCCUGCAACACGCCUCUUUUUCUAUCUGUCUACAACAUUUGUAUACGAAUUCUAUCUGAGAUAUAGAGUCAAGCAACCGCUUUAUUGAGGGACAAAAGAAAGAAUGGAAAAGUACUUCGGAGCACAACUCUUGCUGGGUUACUUCCCUUUUCCGGUGUCACCAUCACUGACCGGACAAUGCACACGCACGCACACGCCUGGCAGAUGGGCCCUCCCGGGUCAGACAGGAAUUGAGAAUGAAUGAAUGGAACGCUUGUUGGGGUUGAUCCAUGGUUCAGCUUCUGUCUCUUGUCCGUCCGCCCGGCCGUCCGGCCGUCCUGGGCAGAAACUCAAGUUUCUGUCUGUCUGUCCUGUCCUGUCUGCCCUUUUGUGUGACCUGCCUACCUAGGGCAGUUGACUGGCUUCUUAUCCCACUGUGGCAUUUGUCGAUGCAUGGUGAUUCAUUUGAAAGGAGAAUGUGGAAGAGUUUUCCAAGGCAAAGUUGCCUUUAUCCCCUCCCACCAUCAGAAUCCCACGAUGGACAGGGCCCUUCUCAGGGAGUUUGGGGAGUGCGACAGAAAAACGAGGAUAUAGAAAAGGUUAAAUCAUCGAUCAUUUCGCAUCCGACCGGAGAGCACUUCCAUUCUCCAUCCAUGAUAUCAGCAGGCAUCGACCCCACCGAUGUACGGUAGGCAAGAAACAGCUUAGAUAGACUACGGGGGCGCCUUUUGGCCCAAACUUUCUUUGUUCGCGGACGUCCGCGACCCUUAAAAGGUAAAAGGUAUUAUGUGGAAAUUGGAUCUUGAGUCAGUUCACGGCAUAAUUGAAG
Molecule: messenger RNA, 910 nt
Organism: Aspergillus japonicus CBS 114.51
Lineage: Eukaryota; Fungi; Ascomycota; Eurotiomycetes; Eurotiales; Aspergillaceae
Exons: 1
Coding region: 372-773 (133 amino acids)
Source: RefSeq, a predicted model, not a curated record